CCAAACUGCUGGCGGUAAUGAGGUAAUGCACAUGCCAGGCUCCAUGGAACCACAACACCAGGGAAGAGGAGAGAAGACCGACCGUUAGCAUGACCUGACAGCUAUGGAGGUGACCCGCCAUCAGGGCUCUGUCACACCUUGUCAGUAGGUUGACGUUGACUGUUAGCGUCGUGGUCAAUGACGUUAGUAAAUACGAACACAGCAAAUGCAGAACAUGGCGAACAAUCCGAAAGAGUUAACGUUAUGUCUGAAGAAGAUAUGUUUCCAAGCUGUCAGGAAACACUUCGCUGCUCUGGGCAGUGAGGCUGUUCUUGGUCUACCAACGCUUCUCAUUAAGGAUCUUCUUCCUCAUCUGACAGUAUGUCAGCUGGAUGAGCUCCAGCCUGCCCUCAACCAGAGAGGGGUGUCAACUCACUCUGGGUGGAUUGGAGUCCUAAGGGACAUGUGUGGACCAAACCAUGUGACAGACUUCGACACAGAAGAAGAGGCCAAACACGAAGUUAUGAGGAUGCUUUUUACCCUCGUAUUCUACGGCUUCACGAACCCCUUCGUCAAGAGGAACAUCACCAAUUUGAACACCCCUUCCUUCCUCUGGGCGGCAGCUAAAUGUAUCAAACAUUUUCUGCUCACUACGCCGGUUGAGAGUUUAACCGCCGAGCGGCGACCUCUUCUGAGCCUCCUAGAGAAGCGUAUCUGGAGCGUUGGCGUAUCGCAGAGCAUUGAUCUAUCAAAGAGGAGGACGCAGACGGCGUUGUACGUCCUCCAUCGCCUGCUGGACCACGGGGUGGCGAAAAAACUUGUGGUACAUGUGCAGUGUCCCAUAGUGCUGGCCUGGAUCCUGCAUGGCAGGGGAUCUCAGUAUGUCAAUGCAGACCUCAGAGACUUACUGAACAGCAAAAAGGCGAGCUGUAUUUCACAAGUCGGUUCGGCCAGUGCAGACGGGGCCAGUUGCGGUUCAGGUCUUGGGACUAGGGCUUCAGAGGACCAAGUCACUCCCUGCAAACGUUCCAAAUUGGACUCCACAGAGGAAUCUGGGAAAGCGAACUUUACAUUGGACCCUCAGGUUCUCUGUCGAAACUUCAGUCCCUGUGACAGUCCCUCGGCGGGGGCUUGUCCAUGGGGACGGAUCGAUUGUCUGGAUAUCAGGCAGUGUGGGUCCGACUCCCUCAGAGUGCUGAACUCUGCCCUGCCCACAUUCUUCUGCCUUCGCUCUCUGACUCUUCACAGCUUCUUGACCUUCAGGGACACGGACGUGCUGUCGCUGGCCAAAGCCCUGAAGCAGCUGUCCGAGAGCUCCCGCAGCUCUCUGACCCAUCUGAGCGUCAGCGUCUUGCCGUGCACCCGGCUCGUGGAAGUCCUGCUGGACGCGAGCCCAAACCUGACGUCCCUGCACGCGGAGAUCCAGACUGUGAUGUGGGGGCGGCGCCCCUUACCAAAUCGCCCCAGGAAUGUGGAGUCUGACAUGUCAGAGCUGCUGCCCCUGGAGAAGCUGGACAUCAAAGUGGCGGAGCUCCAGACAGAUCUGCACUUCGUCACGUCGGUGCUGAGACGCUCUCCACGUUUCACCUCUCUCCACCUAGCAGGGAUGAGAUUACCGACCGGCUCCUCUCUAAGCCAGCUCUUCACCACUCUCUCAGAGUCAAAUCCCCUCUUGAGGAGUCUCAACUUGGAGGACCUGAAGCUGGCUGAUUGUCUCCCUGAGAUCCUAAAUCUACUGAGAGACUGCAAGUUGGAAGAGCUGCGCUUUAAUGACUGCCGCCUUCUUGAGCGGUGGAGCAACAAGGAGGAGAGUUUGCAGCAGCUGGUGGCUGCUCUGAAGGCGGUGCCCUCCCUCCACACGCUCAGCCUGGCUCAGAAUCGUCUAGCCAAGAACGUGUGUGUGCUGGCGGAGCUGUUUUCAGGACCCUCGCCGAGCUCAGUGAAACGUCUCGACAUCAGCUCCAACUUCAUUCAGCCUGCUGAGCUGCUGGAGUUCGCUCAGAGACUGAGGACACAUCGUCCACCGCACCGACUGACCCUUGACCUCAGGGUAAACCCGUGGGACCGAGACCCUGACACGUGGAACGCUGCACUGAAGAGGCUUCGUCCAUUCUGUGUUCUACUGGUUAAAGGAUGGAGUUCCACUGACACCAUGGCAGACCACAUCAGCAAUAUGUGAAGAAAGCUGUGUGAGUGUCCAACACUGUACAAAGAAGAAAUUACAUAUUUUACAUCAAGGGCUAACCCUUGAUGUAAAAUAUGUAAUUUCUUCUGUCGUAAUUAUAAUCAUGGUAGAACAUGCAUUAUUUUGCUUUGUAACUAGUUGUGUGACACAUUGAUUGGUUCUAAGUACAUUAUUUUUUUUAUCAAAUGUAACAAUGAAUUUGUUCUCUUGUGUCAGAGUGCUUAACUGGCACAGUUGGAAAAUAAAAGAACAUCCUGUUAGUUUGACAUUUUAAUCA
Messenger RNA from Anoplopoma fimbria (sablefish), 2441 nucleotides. RefSeq names its product leucine rich repeat containing 41 (gene lrrc41). NCBI's taxonomy places the organism in Eukaryota, Metazoa, Chordata, Actinopteri, Perciformes, Anoplopomatidae. The record is from RefSeq and is a predicted model, not a curated record. Bases 206 to 2158 code for a protein of 650 amino acids. The transcript is spliced from 10 exons.